Molecule: messenger RNA, 1282 nt
Organism: Hordeum vulgare subsp. vulgare (domesticated barley)
Lineage: Eukaryota; Viridiplantae; Streptophyta; Magnoliopsida; Poales; Poaceae
Product: transcription factor NAI1-like
Exons: 2
Coding region: 107-1222 (371 amino acids)
Molecular function (GO): protein dimerization activity
Source: RefSeq, a predicted model, not a curated record
UGAUUAGUUCUGCCGUGUCACGUGUGCUUAACUACUCUAUCGUUUCUGUCUCGAUGUUGCACUAGCUAGGUCAGUGGCAAACUGGCAACGACGGACGGAUCGGUCGAUGCUCAUGGACGACAUGGUAGACUCGCGCAUGUUCAUGCAGUGGGCGGUGAACACGCUGGCGCAGCAGGAUCCAGGACGAGCCGACGGCGUCGACCAGAGGAGCGCCGGCUUCCCGUGUCUCCAGGCGCUCCGUGAUUCGUCGGAGCUGGUGGAAGCACAGGACCGUCUGAGCUUCAGCGACAACACAGGCCGCGGUGGGGGAAUCAUCAACCCAGCCUCCGAUGCGCCUGUGCACCUAGGAAGUUGGUCCACGUCGUCCCCAACCUCAGGCGGGCUGUUCGCGCCCAGCAGCAUGAGCAGCACCGGCACCAGCAACACCCUGUCCAUGAGCUGGAACUUCGGCGCUGUCUUGCCGCCGCAGCCCGUUAGCAGCAGUGGCGGGGGCAUGAUAGCCGCCCGAGCGCCCCUUGGUUCCGCCGUAUCACAGCCGACUAGGAGGACCUCGAAAAAGAGCACACCGUAUGCGCAAGACCACAUCAUGGCGGAGCGGAAGCGCCGGGAGAAGAUCAACCAGCGCUUCAUCGAGCUCUCUGCCGUCAUCCCCGGCCUCAAGAAGAUGGACAAGGGGACGAUUCUUGCCGACGCGACCACAUACGUGAAGGAGCUCCAAGAGAGGGUCAAGUACCUGGAGGCGGCCGGCGGCAACCACAGGAGUGUUGAGACCGUGGUGCUCGUCACGAAGCCACAGUGCCUCGUUGCCCCGGACAACGAGGCCUGUCCGGGGUCCUUCUUGGCGGCUGGGACGCCGGCAAGGAGGGAGCUGCUGCCGGAGAUCGAGGCGAAGUUCUCGGAGGACAACAUGAUGGUGAGGAUCCACUGUGAAAUGAACGGAAAGGGUCUGGUCGCCAGGGUUCUUGCGGAGGUCGAGGAGCUUCACCUCCGCAUCGUCCACAACGAUGUGAUGCCGUUCACGGCGUCCACCGUGAUUAUUACCACCAUGGCAAAGGCAAGUUCUCAUCAGUAUUGGUCGUACGUUUUAUACAUAUGCAUUCUACUCUUUGUCCACUCUAGUUUUUUCGAAUAUAUACAUAAAUCUAUAAAAGCUUACCAUGCAUUCUAUGACAUGCACACCUGUAAAAUACCAAUUAAGAUAGUGAGAGAAAGUAACGGUUAAGUAGCAACUCAAAUUCUCCUGAACACUAAAAAACUUCAGAUUGUUUCAUUUAGAAUUAAA